This is a messenger RNA of Lathyrus oleraceus (garden pea), 2066 nucleotides long. RefSeq names its product GPCR-type G protein 2. NCBI's taxonomy places the organism in Eukaryota, Viridiplantae, Streptophyta, Magnoliopsida, Fabales, Fabaceae. Gene Ontology annotation, cellular component: membrane. Gene Ontology annotation, molecular function: abscisic acid binding. Gene Ontology annotation, biological process: response to abscisic acid. The transcript is spliced from 11 exons. The record is from RefSeq and is a predicted model, not a curated record. The coding region runs from base 245 to 1651 and encodes 468 amino acids.
CACAACAUUAGUUAAAAGUUAAAAGGAUAUUAGGAAAGAAAAAAAAAGAAAACAAAGUAUUUAUAUUGGAUUUAAUAUUUUAGAAAAUAGAAAAGAGAAACAUAGCGUUAAGAAAUGAGAAAGAAAGGAGGAGUUGCUUAGCAAUUAGUAUCGUCUUCUCCAAAACAAGAUCCAAGAAUAUAAUUGAUUCACCGAAGAAGAGAAAAUGGUUGAUUUGAAGUAGUAACUGUAUCGUAAUCAGUAAAUGGGUUGGGGAAGAGGAAUAUUCGAAGGUUCGGUAGUGCUGGGAUGUCUGUGUUCACUUGGCUGGGCAGGUCUAUGGUUUUUGAACCGUCGUCUCUACAAAGAGUACGAAGAGAAACGAGUCCUCGUUCAAAUCAUCUUCAGCGUCGUCUUUGCAUUCUCUUGCAAUCUUCUUCAGCUUGUCAUCUUCGAAAUCAUUCCCAUCCUCUCCAAAGAGGCAAGAGUGGUGAACUGGAAGAUUGACUUAUUCUGUUUGAUUCUAUUGUUGGUGUUUCUUCUGCCUUAUUAUCAUUGUUACUUGAUGCUUAAAAACAGUGGUUUCAGGACUGAAAGGGCCGCUCUUGGAGCUCUUUUGUUUUUGUUUGCUUUUCUUUAUGCUUUUUGGCGUAUGGGAAUUCACUUUCCGAUGCCAUCUCCUGAUAAAGGUUUCUUCACUCUGCCUCAACUCGUUAGUCGAAUUGGAGUCAUCGGUGUUACUGUCAUGUCUGUUCUAUCUGGUUUUGGUGCUGUAAACUUGCCCUACAGUUAUUUAUCACUUUUCAUCAGAGAGAUUGACGAAACUGAGAUCAAGGCCUUGGAAAGACAAUUAAUGCAGUCAAUUGAGACUGCUGUAUCAAAGAAAAAGAAAAUUAUUCUUGGUCAAAUCGAGAUGGAGAGCAACCAAGGAUCUGAGGAGAGGUUAACUGCCAGAUCAUUUAUCAAACGUAUUGUUGGUACAGUUGUUCGAUCUGUGCAAGAGGAUCAAAAAGAGCAAGAUAUCAAAGGCAUGGAAGCAGAGGUACUGGCUUUAGAAGAGCUUUCAAAGCAAUUGUUCUUGGAGAUCUAUGAGCUUCGUCAAGCAAAAGAAGCUGCUGCAUAUUCUCGAACUUGGAGAGGACAUAUGCAAAAUCUACUAGGUUAUGCUUGUUCCGUUUAUUGUGUGUAUAAAAUGAUCAAGUCAUUGCAAAGUGUUGUUUUCAAACAGGCUGGUUCAGUUGACCCCGUGACAAGGAUGAUUAGUAUAUUCCUACAAUUUUUUGAUAUUGGAAUAAAUGCUGCGUUAUUAUCUCAGUAUAUUUCAUUGCUAUUCAUCGGAAUGUUGGUUGUGAUAUCAGUGCGUGGAUUCUUAACAAAUUUAAUGAAGUUCUUUUUCGCAGUUUCAAGAGUUGGAAGUGGAUCGUCUAGCAAUGUUGUUCUGUUUUUAUCUGAGAUAAUGGGAAUGUAUUUUCUAUCUUCUAUUCUUUUAAUCAGGAAAAGCUUAGCAACUGAUUACAGGAUUAUUAUUACAGAGGUAAUGGGUGGCGAUAUCCAAUUUGACUUUUAUCAUCGGUGGUUUGAUGCAAUUUUUGUGGCUAGUGCAUUCCUUUCUCUACUUUUACUAUCUGCACAUUAUACAUCUCGCCAAAUCGACAAACAUCCCAUUGAUUGAAACAUAUACAUAUAAACAUACACGUAUAGGUUUCUACUGCCACUGAAGGUAUGAUUCAGUCCUGUAAACAUGAAGGUUCGAAACUUCUGAAUGGGAUUAAUUGUUAUUUUCAUAUGCAAGUGAGUAGCUGAUUAAAAAUCCAUGCUGGAAUAGAUUUCUCAUCAGUGAGAGGGUUGGAUAUUGUUUGUAAUGUCAACAACAUAUGCACAUACUGCCAAAUUCAUCAGAAUAUCCAUUUUGGAUUUAUCUUCUUUGGAAGGGGGGAGAUUUCCGAGCAGAUAAUUGUUGUUGGGCAACAUUGAAUGUAGAUUUGCUUUUGCUUUCUUGAAUAUAUAUAAUGAAUUGGAUGUGAAUAGUUUUUGCACCGCCUGAGAUUGGUUCCAUUGGCAUAGUGGUAAUUUUGGAUUAACCUUAA